Messenger RNA from Gastrolobium bilobum, 4146 nucleotides. RefSeq names its product zinc finger BED domain-containing protein DAYSLEEPER-like. NCBI's taxonomy places the organism in Eukaryota, Viridiplantae, Streptophyta, Magnoliopsida, Fabales, Fabaceae. The coding region runs from base 223 to 3879 and encodes 1218 amino acids. The transcript has 2 exons. Gene Ontology annotation, molecular function: protein dimerization activity; DNA binding. The record is from RefSeq and is a predicted model, not a curated record.
CCAUCCUCGCACCUCUCGAACUCCAAGAAGGUCCAAUUAGCUUAUUGGGUUCGUUCUCAAGCCCAAUCUCUUUCUCUCGCUCACUCCUCUGCAAAACCCAAGAUCUCACUCCAGUCAGCCCCGGAGCUCGGUUUUCCGAGCUUCCGCAUACGACACUACCGAUCGGCUUUUAUACCGUCCGAUUCCGUUGACAUAUAGCUGGAAGAUAUAUAUCAAAACAAGAUGGCUACCCCUGAAGAAGACAAAGUGGUGGUGACCCCUGAUGUAAAAAAUCAGCUAGUCAGUACUGAUUCUCAACCAAGCAAGGAUCUGGGAAAUUGUGAAACUUUGCCCAACAGUAACGUGGAAAAUUCCAAUUCUCACAACGAUGAUCUCUCCAAUUCCAAAACACUACCUAACAAAGGACUUCCUGCAUCUGAAACCCAGGCUACUAUUGGUGAUGCAAAUGAGUUGAACUACUCCAAACAAUCACCAAACAAUGAGCCACAGAAUUCCGAAUCGCUACCUAACAACCAGUUGGGCAAUGUUGCAGCCCCACACAACAGUCAGCCAGUUGAUUCGGAAGCAGCACUCGAGAAUCUGUUGGUCAACUCUGAAGGACCACCUGUCGAUCAAAUUGUUAGUUCCGAAGCAACUCUUGACAGGAAUCCUGCCCUUGAGGCACCACCCAGCAACCAAGUGGUCAAUUAUGAGGCACUUCCUAACAAUGGUGUUGAUAAUUCUGAAAUUCGGAAUAUUAAAGAUGAGGUUGUAUCCGAAACACAGUGCACUGACGAGUUGGUUGUAUCUGAAACACAGCAUAGCAACGAGGUGGUCGUUUCUGAAACACAGCACGGCCAUGAGGAGAUGGUUGUAUGUGAAACACAGCACAGUAACGAGGUAGUUGUAUCUGAAACACAGCAUAGCAAUGAGGUGGUCGAUUCUGAAACACAGCACGGCCAUGAGGAGAUGGUUGUAUGUGAAACACAGCACAGCAACGAGGUAGUUGUAUCUGAAACACAGCAAAGCAAUGAGGUGGUCAUAUCUGUUGCACAGCCCUGUAGUGAGUUAGUCAUGUCUGACACACAUCCCAGCAAUGAGACUGUUAUACAUGACGCACAGAUCAGCAGUGAUGUGGUCAUGUCCGAAGCUCUGCAAGAAAAUGAGUUGGCCAAUUCCAUGACAGAUCCUAACAAUCAGCUUUCCCAUCCAGAAACUCUUCCUGAUAAUCAUCAGUUCACUAAUCUCCAUAUGAUUCCUGAAGAUCAGCUGCCUCAACCAGAAUCACUGCCGAAUUCAGAACCACUACCUAGUUCUGAAACACUUGCAGAUGGUCAUCUCACAGACAUCAAACCAACACCUCAUAACCAUCUGCCUGAUUAUGGUAUUCUGCCCAACAAUCAUCUGGACCGUUCUGAAGCACUGGCCAACCAUCAGCCAGCUAACUCUGAAAAUGAGUUGGCCAAUUCUACAACAGACCCCAACAAUCAGCUCUCCCAUCCAGAAACUCUUCCUAAAAAUCAUCAGUUCACUGAUCUCCAUAUGAUUCCUGAAGAUCAGCUGCCUCAACCUGAAUCGCUACCCAAUUCAGAACUGACACCUACUUCUGAACCACUGGCAGACAAUCAUCUCUCAGACAUCAAACCAAUACCUCAUAACCAUCUGUCUGAGUAUGAUAUGCUGCCCAACAAUCAUCUGGACCAUUCUGAGGCACUGGCCAACCAUCAGCCGGCUAACUCUGAAACAUUGUCCCAUGAUCAGCUAGCCAAUUCCCAAACUUUGACUCACUAUGAGCUGGCAUAUAGUGAAACACUGCACAACAAUCAGCUAGUCAAUUCUCAAGCACACUAUGAGAUAGUCAGUGCUAACACCCUUCCCAGGUAUGAGAUAGUAAAUGCUGAAACUCCACCAAACAAUGAGGAAAAUACCCCAGAAACACAGCCGAUUAAGAGGAGGAAAAAGAAGUCUAUGGUCUGGGAACACUUUACCAUAGAAACAGUCAGUCCUGGAUGUAGAAGGGCAUGCUGCAAUCGAUGCAAGCAAAGCUUUGCCUACAGUACCGGUUCAAAAGUUGCUGGUACCAGCCACCUUAAGCGGCACAUUGCCAAGGGGACAUGCCCAGCUCUUCUGCAUAAUCAAGAUCCAAAUCAGUUAACUCCGUAUACUCCACGUUUAAGUGGAAGUGGUGCUGGAAAUGCUAGCAAUACACCAAAGCGACGUUAUAGAUCCCAUAUCACUCCUUACAAAGUUUUUGAUCAAGAUCGUGGCCGUCAUGAGAUUGCCAGGAUGAUCAUUAUGCAUGAUCACCCCCUUCACAUGGUUGAGGAUCCAGGAUUUGUUGCAUUUGUCAAAAAUCUGCAGCCCCAGUUCAACAUGGUGACCUUUAACACUGUUCAAGGAGACUGUGUUGCAACUUACCUGAUGGAAAAGCAAAACCUUAUCAGGUAUUUUCAGAGAUUACCAGGACGUGUUUGUCUGACACUGGACAUCUGGACCUCAAGUCAAUCUGUAGGGUAUGUGUUUAUUACGGGACAUUUUGUUGAUACUGAUUGGAAGUUGCAGAGGAGAAUUCUUAAUGUUGUUAUGGAACCAUACCCUGAUUCUGACUCUGCUAUCAGCCAUGCUGUAGCAGUUUGCCUUUCUGAUUGGAAUUUGGAGGGAAGGCUGUUUUCUAUCACUUGUAAUCAGGCACUUACUGAAGUUGCCCUUGAAAAUCUCAGACCUUUACUCUCUCUGAAGAAUCCACUGAUCCUCAAUGGACAGUUACUGAUUGGAAAUUGCAUUGCCCGUACUUUAAGCAAUGUUGCUAAUGAUUUGUUGAGCUUAGCACAAGGCAUCGUCAAUAAAAUCCGGGAAAGUGUAAAAUAUGUGAAGACUUCAGAAUCGCAUGAGGAAAAAUUCCUGGAGCUCAAGCAGCAACUUCAGGUCCCCAGUGAAAGGAGUCUUUUUAUUGAUGACCAAACCCAAUGGAAUACAACAUAUCAAAUGCUGGUAGCAGCUUCUGAGCUAAAGGAAGUGUUUUCUUGUUUGGACACUUCUGAUCCUGAUUACAAGGGGCGGCCGACUAUUCAAGAUUGGAAGCUUGUUGAGACCCUCUGCACAUACUUGAAGCCUCUUUUUGAUGCAGCAAACAUUCUUACCACAACAACUCAUCCGACUGCUAUUACCUUCUUUCAUGAAGUUUGGAAAUUGGAGUUGGACCUGACUCGUGCUGUUAUGAAUGAGGACCCCUUCAUUAGCAACCUUACUAAAUCUAUGCAAGAAAAGAUUGAUAAGUACUGGAGAGAUUGUAGUCUGGUUUUGGUGAUUGCUGUAGUUAUGGAUCCUCGCUUCAAGAUGAAGCUUGUUGAAUUCAGUUUCACAAAAAUCUACGGUGAGAAUGCUGAUGUGUAUAUCAAGAUUGUUGAUGACGGGAUUCAUGAGCUAUUUUACGAGUAUGUAGCCCUUCCCCUGCCACUAACACCAGCUUAUGUGGAAGAAGGAAGUGCUGGAAGCCACAUGAAGGUGGAGGGAUCCCCAGGAGGAACUCUGUUGUCAGAUAAUGGUCUUACAGAUUUUGACGCCUACAUCAUGGAAACUACUAGCCAACAGAUGAAGUCUGAAUUGGAUCAGUACCUGGAAGAAUCACUGUUACCGCGUGUUCCGGACUUUGAUGUUUUAGGUUGGUGGAAGUUAAACAAAUUCAAGUACCCUACUCUGUCCAAGAUGGCCCGGGACAUAUUGACUAUUCCAGUUUCUACUGUUCCUUCUGAGUCUGUCUUUGAUAAAAAAAGCAAAGAGAUGGAUCAGUAUCGAAGUUCCUUGCGACCAGAGACAGUGGAGGCCCUUGUAUGUGCCAAAGACUGGAUGCAGUAUGGAGCAGCUGAAGCUUCGAAUGCACUCGUGAAAAUGGAAUUCUAGAUUUUAGGUUGUACACUGUAUGAUGGUAGGCUAUCUGGUAUUUUACUUUUAGCUCUUAGUUGUCUGUUAAGUUAUAUAUGUAACAUUUUAAGUGGUUAUUUGGAUGAUUGGAGGUGAAUAUUUGAAUUAGUGUAGCUUCGGAUUUUGAUACUAUGCGCAAUUGGAAAAUGAAACCCCAUCAGGACUCAAAAACUACAGAUGGUUGGAUUGGGCUGGUUUUUCCCAUCAGGAAUCAGCUUAAAUCUGGGAUAUGUAUUGCAUAUCCAG